GGCAACGUACAGUCGAUUCGGCUUGGCUCUUGGUUUCGCGGGUUUCAAGACGUGUCGCUGACAUCGCAUCGCAACAACUGUUGGAGUGGUCCAGAUCUUUCUUGGAUCCAUCUUCUAAAGUGUAGUGAUAGUGAAAGGAACAGUAAAGUGUCCAGGAGAUUGGUUUUCGCAACCAGAAAACUACAGAUUGUGAUUUUGAUCCAAUUAUUCCAAAAAUGACAACUACGAUGCUGCUCGUCCUGAUCGCCAUAGCCACAGCAGUCUCGGCCGAAGGACUACAGGGACAUUCGAACGGUUACAAUUAUCCCACUCCAACUCCACCAUCGUCGUUCAAUGGCUAUGAUUACCCAAAGCCAUCGAAACCAUUCCACGGAGGAUACAACUACAAAACCCCUGACUGUCCGCUAGUGCUUCCUAGCACCACUACUGUCACCGAAUAUAAGACCAAAACACUUCCACCAUCUACAACCACUUCUGUGUUGACGUCCUACAUUACACUGCCGCCCGUUGUAAGGACGGAAUUUUCCACCAUUUUCAGUACGCGUACCACGACAGAGGUUAGCGUGUCCACGACGGUCCAGCUUGUACCGACGACCGUCACCUCCCUAAUCAAGACAACGUACUGUCAGCCCAACACAUACCUCCCUCCACCGACGCCACCACCACCGAACCCACCACCAAACACGUACCUGCCCGUGGAGCCACCGUCCAAGGAAUAUCUGCCCCAGCACCAAGGAGCAGCAGCAGCACCCAACACAAACGUAGCCGGCAUCUCGACCGUAGUGCGACAGUCGGAUACGUCCGGCAAUUCCGGUGGAUUUAUUUCCACCUUCGUUCAGCAACAGUCGGGACCGAUCAAACGGGCUACGGUCGGUGAUCCAGCCCGUCUCGAACCAACGCUGUCCAGUGAGCGUAGUGAAGCAAAUGAAAUUAUCCCCAGCGAAGAAUCAUCCGGCCAACCGGCCAUCAACAUCAUCUACAUCGACCGUAAUGGUGUGUCGGAGGGAAAACCACCGGCCGGUCUGAUGAACUGGUUGCUCUGCAAGUUUAAUCUUUCCAGUGGAUCGUGUUCGGACAACUGACCGGAAGGAAGUCGUCAGCCGAAGCUCACGGUGCACGGGCUUCCCACAGGAGAUAGCUCACGGUGGGAAAGAUGUUGUGAUACUGAAAUUCAAAUCGAAGAAAACAGGUGUAAGGUGUAAUGCUGCUUAGAAAUUAUUGUUUUCAUCAAAUGUUUUGGGUUUUGUUUCUAUGUUUUUCGUGAGAGGGAUAAUGUUGGUGAACAGUCUAAACAAUA
Anopheles stephensi (Asian malaria mosquito) is the source of this 1297-nucleotide messenger RNA. RefSeq names its product mucin-2-like. The record is from RefSeq and is a predicted model, not a curated record. The transcript is spliced from 2 exons. The coding region runs from base 216 to 1082 and encodes 288 amino acids. NCBI's taxonomy places the organism in Eukaryota, Metazoa, Arthropoda, Insecta, Diptera, Culicidae.